This is a messenger RNA of Diaporthe citri, 1005 nucleotides long. RefSeq lists its product as uncharacterized. Lineage: Eukaryota; Fungi; Ascomycota; Sordariomycetes; Diaporthales; Diaporthaceae. The transcript has a single exon. Bases 1 to 1005 code for a protein of 334 amino acids. The record is from RefSeq and is a predicted model, not a curated record. Gene Ontology annotation, molecular function: protein binding.
AUGGCCAUAAGCGAGCUGGAGUCGACAUCUCGAAUCGAGGCGUGGGAACAUUUGAGUCGCCUUCCAUCAACCCUGGAUGCCAUGUACGAAUGGAUGGUUAUGCAGAUUCCCCAUGAAUGGCGAGAGGUGUCAACCAAGCUCCUUCUCUGGGUGACGCUCGCCCUCCGCCCGUUGUCGAUAGCGGAGCUCGUCGUGGCACUGGACGAAAGACGUCUCGGGUUGGUAGAUCACGAGACAAUCCGAGCUUGUAUCAAUCGCUGCGGCCAAAUUCUGAGGAUAGCUGUUGACGACACAGUCCAUCUGAUGCAUCACAGCGCUCGGGAGUACCUCUGGGGUCGGCUCGAGUCAUCUCCUUCAUUCUUCAAGGACUGCGUCGAGCUAAAUCCGUUUAAUCUCAGAGAAGGCCACAAGCUCAUUGCAAGCCUCUGUAUCAGGAAUCUGAAAGACGCCACUCAGCCUAGAAUUCGAGAUCUUCGUGAACAGAAGAGAGGUACAAAGAUCAUGGACAGUACUACGUUCAGCACGAGCACACCAACGGCACUUUCGGGCUACGCCAAGGCUUUCUGGACGGACCAUGUCAGGAAUGCCGGUGAAUUGGUGCUGGAAAUAGCCGACAACAAUGCUCAACUUUUCGAAGAGCACUCACCAAUACGCGGUAUCCUGGCCUGUGAAGUCUCAAAGGGCCUGUUGACCGAGGAUAUAUCCGUCCUCCAUCAUGCGGCUUACUACGGAUUCGCGCCCCUCGUCGGGCGACUCCUGAAGAAGGGUUGGUGGAACAAGCUCAGGAGACGGCGUCUGCUGGGGGAAAGAGACGGUCUUGGUCGCACCGCGUUACACCUGGCUAUCCACCGCCACGACAAUGAUCCCAUCGUGGAGCUCUUGCUGGACCGUGGCGCUGAUGUCUCAUGCGAAGACCACACGGGCGCCACGGCACUCGACCAUGCGAUCAAGUGUGGCACUCCCGAGAUGGUCAGCAUUCUUGCGGCUUAUGGGCAGCGAGGCUGA